CAGUUCGACAGACGUUAGAAUGCACAUCUACGACUUAUACAGAGUUGCGGGCAUUUUCGGUAAUCAUAUUCAAAGGUGACACUGUGGUCGAUCUUUUUUAAUCCGCAUAAAAAUAUAGUCUUCUCUUUAAAAAGCUCAAUAAGUAAAUUAAAAAUAUUUAAGGAAUUUCAAUAAUAACAAAAGUGUUGCAUAUUACAAUUUGUAACAUAAUUAUUGUAAUUAUGUGUGCUAUUAUUGUUGAAAAUUCUUACGGCAUUAUCAAAAAAUAUUUUUAAACUCCGAAGAGUAGCACCACUUGAAGGGUUGUUACAAGAAUAUUAUUGUAUUGUUUACCAUACUAAAUGUGAAGUUUCUGUUACCGAGUUUUGAGUUUUAAAUUUAUUUAGAGAAACGUGAUAGACAUAACUUUAAAAAUGUCUAGAAUGGAGCUUAACAACAUUCAAACUAAAUUAAAAACAGCUAUUCAAAAUCACCAGAUGUUGGUAGUCAAGAUUAAAGGAGAUAGCCAGAAUGUGACACUAAAAAAAGGUUUGCUGGAGCUGCAAGAAGAAAUCAAACGUCUGAGUGAUGAACAAAAAAAAAUUGUUGUCAAAUUGAGAGAAAGUCUUGUCAAGCCCCAGAACCAUACACCCUUGGCACCGGUACUUGGCAGUGAAGGAACAAUGACAUCCAUAGGGCAACAAGUUCUGAACUUUCCUUCACAGGGAGCUGGUGGUGUCUUACCAGUGAGCAUGCUAGCUGUACCCAUAGCUCACAUGCAGCAACCUGCAGUCAGUAUGUACCUCCAUUCAGCAAGUGGUGUCCCAUUAUCUCCAGCAACUAGUAUAUCACUGAUGCCUGCUAGCAUUUUAGCCAGUGGAUGUAGUAUCAUCAACAGUGAAGGAACCAUUAGCCUAGCAAACAACUUAAACAACCUACUCCAUGGAAACAUUGCGCUAAAUACUUUUGAUAAUGGGUUCGGCAGUUUAUCUAAUGCACAGUUCACCUCCUCAGGGAGCACGAGUUCUGGAUUUAUGCUUAGCAAUGCUAACAGCACUAAUCAAGUUGGAUCUAACAUUACUGCGCUGGUCCCCGGCGGAAACAUCAUACAAACUAGCCUCACCAAUGGAGUAGGUCUUAUAACGUCCAAUAACAAUGGCAGCACUAACUCUGAUGUCAAGGCCACAGUUGGUCAUUCACCAGCGUCAGUCAAGAUGGUGGCAUCUUGUAAUGUCAACAACAUAAACCUUGGCCACCCUACAUCAUCUGGUAUCACUCAUGUGAACUUAAGCCAGCCAGCAUCAACUAGUGCCACAAAUGUAAACCCCAGCCAAUCAGGAGUAAUAGCCACAGCUCUACACAGUGCGCCAUCAACUGUCUCCUCGGUUGGUUCUGUGCUACCCCAACAGCCUUUAGUGCAGCCUCAUCUCUUACAACAGCAGCAACAGCAAAUUCUUCAAAUGAUACAACAGCAACAGCAGCAACCUCAUCAGCGACUUGCAUCCCACUUGCCUAUAAAAGUUCCACAGUACAGUGCAUCACACAUAAGACCUGGGAAUAAUAUUACUCAAAAUGGUAGUGUAACCUCAUCUCCAGGGAUUGUUACGACAGCACACAGCAUUAAGGUUGCAAGUUCACUUAGUGUUCCAAUCUUUCCCAAAUGCACAAGCAAUACGGAGUUAUCUGUACACGACUCUAUCCUCACGUCUGCUGUGUCAACCAAAGUUGUCAGUGACACUCACAAAACUCAGACACACUCUUCUCAAGUAACUGUUAAACAGCGGGAAGAUUCUCACCGGACAUCUGCUAAACCUGUUUCUGAUGAAGAAGAGAAAAAAAUUCAAUUUAUGGAAAAGUUAGACCUCUACACAUCUAGUGCUUUAAAUGAUCUCGUCAAAAGAAGAAAUGAAAGAAAGCGUAGAACAACAGCCAAUCCACAUUAUAGUUUUGGUUUUGAGAUGAGUAACAGAGACGGUGCCUGGAAUUCGUCAGUGACCAAAAGGCAGCGUGUACGUGGACAGAGUCAGCCUGAAGCUCAACAACAGAAACAACUCAUCAAGAAACUGAAUGACAACCAUGAUGACUUUUGUGCUGCCUGUCACAAAGGAGGUGAACUGUUGAUGUGUGAAACUUGUCGCUUAGUUUACCACCUGGACUGUCUAAACCCCCCUCUGACCCACGCACCAACAUAUGCAUGGAGCUGUCCAAAGUGUCUGGUUUUAGGAAAAGGCCUGACCUACAUAAACAAUGAAGUAUUGGCAAGAGUCCACAAUUACAUCAAUUUUAAAACAGCCAAAGUGGAGGAAAAGAAGCUAACUGAGAAAAAAAAUUCUGACCUGAUCUCGGAACGAAAUAAUUUAGAGGCAAGACUCAAACAUUUAAAUGAUAAAAUAGUGGAGAAGUCAUUACUUCAGUCUAACUUGUCUUCCCAAGAUAUGAAGAAGAAGGAAGAGUUGCACAAAUUGUCAGACUUCGUGAAAUCAAUGAAAGAAUCCAGUCCAGCAGAAACCCUUCCCGCCCCCAGCGGCAGCUGUUUAAAUAGUUAGCAUGACUACAGGCUUGUAUGUUUCGCACUGGCACUCUUGUUAUUAGACACUUAAAAGAUCCAAUGAACUAUUAGACAUUAGAAUAAUUAGAUAACCUGUCUUUCACAAAUAUAUUUCUAAUAUAUAUCUAUUUAUAAUGAACUCAUGCAGUCCCUAAUGCAGGGAGAUUAUCUUGUUACAUGAUUCUAUGUAAAUUUUUUGUUGUUGCUGAAUUUGUUUUUAAUAAACAUGUAUCUCAUGAA
This is a messenger RNA of Biomphalaria glabrata, 2767 nucleotides long. RefSeq names its product PHD finger protein 21A-like. Bases 414 to 2525 code for a protein of 703 amino acids. NCBI's taxonomy places the organism in Eukaryota, Metazoa, Mollusca, Gastropoda, Planorbidae. The record is from RefSeq and is a predicted model, not a curated record. The transcript has 14 exons.